AUGUCCACUUGUACAAGACGACUAUGGCCAAUCGUGAGUCCACCAUUACCACCUCGCACGCCAAUCCCAUCACCCCUUCAAACCUUCCCUUUCUUCUUCGAACGUCCUGUUACCAGCACGUCUCAAAUCACUAGACCUUUCACGGCCCUCCUCCGUCUCUCCGUCUCACCAAUCCUGACCAAAGGCCCAAGUACCUCCACUCCGCCAUCGCCACAUCCCUCCGUCUUGACACAUACGCCCCUCGUCGGUAGCGUUCCACAGUUGCAAUACUCUUGCACACAUGCGCUUCCCACGGGACAAUCGCGACUCAGCAGACAUUUAGGUAGGGCAGCAUCCUCACACUUGAACUUGUUUUUGUCGAAGCAGAUGCCAUUGCCUUCAACGCUGGACGCACACGUACACUCCACCGAGCCGUUGCUGGCCCCGCACAUGCGGUCAAAGCCACAACGCGAGUCGCACGGACGAGAGGUGCAGACACCGUUGAGACAGUCGCGACCAGAGGCACAUGCAUUGCCGCAGCGGCCGCAGUGUGCCAUGUCGUUCUUGAGGUCGUGGCAGCCGCCGUCGCAAAGGGAGACGCCUGGGCCACCGCAAGUGGGAGGUGGUAGGGUUGGUUCUGCGGAGGAGGUGGAGGAAGUCAAGGUCGAACUCGAGGCAGAGGUAAGGGUAAAUGUGAUGAAUUGCGUGGUAGAAGAGCCUGAGGAGGAACUAGACGAAGAAGUAGUGUUGGAGAAAAUACUGGAAGGGCUGGAAGACGGAGUGAGUGUCAACGUCGUGUCAGUUGUAAUUGAAAUUGUUGUGCUACCACUGAGAGAGAACGACGAUGAUGGUGACGAUGUAGUACUGCUCAAUGAAGUAAAAGACGUAGCGCUACUGGAAGAGUCUGUGGAAGAACUGCUGCUGGAUGCGCUAGAUGAAGCCGAACUGCCAGUAGAUGAAGAGGAUGACGCAGCCCUACUAGAAGAAGUCGAAGAUGUGAUCGAUUCCGUGGCCGAGCUGGAGAAGGAGGAAGGUAUAGCGCUCAAAGAUGAGACUGAGCUGCUGCUCGAGCCAGUUUUACUAAAAGGAGCAGAUGCACUGGCGGAGCUGCUUGACACCGAGGAAGAGGAUGCGCUGCUUAAAGAUGUCAAACUGUCGCUCGAAACGCUCGACGAGGAGGACUCUGAGCUGGUGGAAGUGGCAACCCUGGAAGUCGUCAAGAACGAGAUCGGUGUUUCUGUAGAGGAGGAGCUGCUGAGAGUUGAUGUAGAGGAGCUGCCGAGAGUUGAUGUAGAGGAGCUGCCGAGAGUUGAUGUAGAGGAGCUGCCGAGAGUUGAUGUAGAGGAGCUGCUCGCACUAGCUGAAGACGAAACGCUUGGUGUAGAUGACAGACUGCUAGGACCUGUUGUGAGGCCGCUUGAAGGACCAGAUGAUCUGCUCGAGGAAGUAGCCGUGACUGGCGUAGUACAAGAGGUGCUCGAGCCCCUGGAAGAGACAUCUGAAGAUAUGGCACUUGAUGUGCUGCUCAAGCUGCUUGUACCGGGAGACGGGCUCUCACUCGAGGAACUGGAAAUUGUAGACGAGCCAGAAGAUGCUGCACUUGUGCUUGAUGAGCUGCCUGCACUUGACGAACUUCCUGUAGCUGAGGAGCUGCUAAGAGUUGAGGAAGUAGCACUUGAGAGUGAGUUUGACGAUCCAGCGGUCGAGGAUGAAGACACACUCGUCUCAAUGCUAUUGGUAAGGCUACUGCUUGAUAAACCCGAAGUCGAAGUCGCGAAAGACGAAGUAGAACUCGAAGAGGGUGAUGGAAUAAUGAUGGGACAAGAAGUUGUCGUUGUCACAAUGUCUGUCAGGGUCGUGGUGGAAGUUGCAGUCGUAGUCUAUGUUCAACCAUUAGACAUGUUACUAAGGCUGGAGUGA
Molecule: messenger RNA, 1899 nt
Organism: Plenodomus lingam JN3
Lineage: Eukaryota; Fungi; Ascomycota; Dothideomycetes; Pleosporales; Leptosphaeriaceae
Source: RefSeq, a predicted model, not a curated record